This is a messenger RNA of Portunus trituberculatus (swimming crab), 2164 nucleotides long. RefSeq names its product retinal homeobox protein Rx-like. NCBI's taxonomy places the organism in Eukaryota, Metazoa, Arthropoda, Malacostraca, Decapoda, Portunidae. Bases 713 to 2164 code for a protein of 483 amino acids. Gene Ontology annotation, biological process: regulation of transcription by RNA polymerase II. The record is from RefSeq and is a predicted model, not a curated record. Gene Ontology annotation, molecular function: RNA polymerase II transcription regulatory region sequence-specific DNA binding; DNA-binding transcription factor activity, RNA polymerase II-specific. The transcript has 4 exons.
GGCAGAGCGGCGUGAGAGUGGUGGUGGUGGUAGUGGUGGUGGUGGUGAUGGUGGUGAUGGUGGUGGUGGUGGUGGUGGUAGUGGCCGGGGCGGCGGCAGCAGCAGCAGCAGGAGCGGCAGGACGGCACUGCAUGGCGUGGUGACGUCAGCGCGAGGGCGGCACUCGGCCUGGGAUUGGUGCAGCGGCGCGCCCAGUCCCCCCAGGCCGGCGCGGGGGCGCUCGGUGGUUGGCGGUGCCUGCUGGGGCGUCCCUGGCUCCCAUUCGCCGACGUGGCACCGUCACCAUGGCAGCAGUGCCUGAGGGAUGCGCGCCAUUGGCGGGCCGGGCGGGGGCGGGGCGGUGGGCGCCUAACAAGGAUAAUUGCCGUAUAUAAAGAAAAGUUGGUGGUUAGAUUUGAUCAAGUCCUGUGAGCGCUUUGCCUUCCUCGCUAAAUUAGUGGAAGCCGGAGGCCAAUUGAGGCGGUUAGCGCCGCGCCGGGAAUUGCGAGUGUGCGCGGAAAGCCGCGGCGGCUGAUUACCGGCCAUUGUUCCCAGCCAGUUAGCGGCGGAUCGGUGCCGCGCGCCACCCAAUUGAGACCAUUGGCGGUAGUUAGCGCCGCCGCUGCUGCUGCUGCUGCUGCUGCUGCUACCCCUGCCCCCUGCUGGUGCCGCCGCGCCCGCUGCUGUGUGACCGCCAGGUCGCCGCCACUAAUUGUCUCAUUACCAGGUCGUCAUGAACGGCCAGCCCAACCCCGCACCCCCCUCCGUGGCCAAGGGGGUGGGCGGCGGCGGCGGCGGCGGCGGUGGUGGCGGUGGUGGAGUGAAUAGCGUGCCCUCGGGAGUGGGGCAGGGCGUGGAGGGGCAGGGCGUGGGGGCUGGCGGAGGCGCAGGCGGCGGAGGCGCGGGCGGCGGCAACUUCCACAGCAUUCACGUGAUGCUCGGCCUGCCCAGCGAGCUGCUGAUGGGCCCCUCCCUUGGGGGCGCCGCUCCCCGCGACUACCACCACGACCCCGCCCUGCAGCAGCCUGCCACGCCCGUGCCACACUCCCAUGCGCCCACUUCCAACACGCCCACGCCCUCGGGUCACUACAACAGCCCGCAGCCCGCGCCCUCCCUCACCACCCUCAGCGCCCAGGCCACGCACGCGCACGUGCAGAACAGCCACGCCCACACGCACGUGCCCACUGCAGCCCACAACACGCAGGUGCAGACCUCACACGCCCACACCACGCACGCCCACCCCGCCACCCUGGAGGCGCCCAUGCCCGCACCAAACGUGGGCGAGAAAAGGAAGCUGGACGACACCAGCGGCUACUCCUGUCCCGCGGCCACCACGCCCCCGCAGCAGCAGCAGCAGCAACAACAACAGCAGCAGCAGCAACAGCAGCAACAACAGCAGCAGGGCGCUACCACCACAGGUGAAUCUUCCACGCCCAAGAAAUCUGAUUCCAAGAAGAAGGCAUCAGACACUCCAGGGGUGAAGAAGAAGAAGACGAGGACCACCUUCACGGCCUACCAGCUGGAGGAGUUAGAGAGGGCCUUCGAGAGAGCUCCCUAUCCCGACGUGUUUGCGCGGGAAGAACUGGCGGUGAAGCUUAGUCUGUCCGAGUCUCGUGUCCAGGUUUGGUUCCAGAACAGACGAGCGAAAUGGAGGAAGAGGGAACCGCCUAGAAAGAAUUAUAUGCCCCCAGGCGGCAUGGGCGGCGGACUGGGCGGCUCCUUCAACUCCCUUAACUCACUGUCGCCCUUCAACUCCGGGGACGCGUGGAGCUACUCUUCAACAUACGACACCACACAUCUCAACCUGCUGGGCCCCGCGUCUUACCCUUUUUCCUCCAACCACAACCCGACCUACGGCUACCCCAUGCUGCCGCAGUCCGUGGGCAUCAACGACUCCCUUUUUCCCAAUCCCAUCGGCCAGAUGCGCGCCGGGGACUUCCAGCCGGGCCCGGGCAUGAGGGACUUUGGCAACACGCAGCUCAAGCCCUACGACUACCUGCCGGAGGUCAAGACGGAGGAUUUUCUGGGGGAGAAGCGCGAUGCCAACAUGAACAGCGUGAGGCACCACCACCAGGCGUCGCCGGCAGCAGCGGCGGCGGCGGCGGCGGCAGCGGCGGCAGCGGCGGCGCCCCCAAAGGAAAGCAAGGAUCCCUCCUACAUCACGCUGCCUUCUUUUUUAAGCUAA